This is a messenger RNA of Phodopus roborovskii (desert hamster), 804 nucleotides long. RefSeq names its product small nuclear ribonucleoprotein U4/U6.U5 subunit 27 (gene Snrnp27). Gene Ontology annotation, cellular component: precatalytic spliceosome. Gene Ontology annotation, biological process: RNA splicing. The transcript is spliced from 6 exons. The record is from RefSeq and is a predicted model, not a curated record. Bases 32 to 499 code for a protein of 155 amino acids. Lineage: Eukaryota; Metazoa; Chordata; Mammalia; Rodentia; Cricetidae.
UUUCCGGGGCGGUCGGAGGAGUGGAACUCUGAUGGGUCGUAGCCGUAGCCGUUCCCCGCGGAGGGAGCGUAGGCGGUCCCGAUCCACAUCCCGGGAUCGAGAAAGAAGGCGCCGAGAAAGGUCCAGGUCCCGGGAGAGGGAUCGCAGAAGGAGCCGCUCAAGAUCCCCACACCGAAGACGCUCCAGGUCUCCGAGGCGACAUAGAUCCACAUCUCCUUCCCCUUCUCGAGUGAAAGAAAGAAGAGAUGAGGAGAAGAAAGAAACUAAAGAAACAAAGAGCAAAGAACGUCAGAUUACUGAAGAAGAUUUGGAGGGUAAAACAGAGGAAGAAAUAGAAAUGAUGAAAUUAAUGGGAUUUGCCUCCUUUGACUCCACAAAAGGGAAGAAGGUGGAUGGCUCUGUAAAUGCCUAUGCCAUAAAUGUGUCUCAGAAGAGGAAGUACAGGCAGUACAUGAAUCGAAAAGGCGGAUUCAACAGACCUCUGGAUUUUAUUGCAUGAGACUUGAGGUGUAGGAGGAUUUCCUCCCCCUUCAUCUGGGUCAAAGAGUAUUUUAUAUUUUGUAUUUAAUACGCCUCAAAACAGGAUCUUGGUUCUUCCUUCUUAUAAAGUAAGAAAAGUCUUAUUUAUGACACCCAGUGUACUUACUUUCAUCAGGAGGUAGGUGACACUUUUUAAGGCGGUGUCCUUGUGGUGAUUGCAGCCCGUUUGUCUUGUUCCUUUGAACCUGUGUGUGCUUUCUUCUUGGAUGCCUGUUCUUAAAAACUGAAAGUUUCUCCAAUAAAACAGUAUUUCUACCCAUUUUA